Molecule: messenger RNA, 351 nt
Organism: Darwinula stevensoni
Lineage: Eukaryota; Metazoa; Arthropoda; Ostracoda; Podocopida; Darwinulidae
Source: the annotation of a GenBank genome assembly
AUGAUUGUCAAGAACCUCAAGAAGUAUUUCACCUUUGAGGUCCAGAUCUUGGAUGACAAGAAUGUGCGAAGGCGUUUCCGUGCAAGCAACUACCAGUCGACGACCCGUGUGAAGCCAUUUAUCUGCACCAUUCCAAUGAGGAUGGAUGAAGGCUGGAAUCAAAUCCAGUUCAAUCUUGCUGAUUUCACCAAACGGGCAUACGGCACCAACUAUGUCGAAACUCUCCGGGUUCAGAUCCAUGCCAACUGUCGGAUCAGACGGGUUUACUUCUCGGAUCGUCUCUACUCCGAAGAUGAGCUCCCGGCUGAAUUCAAGCUCUAUCUCCCUGUCUCCACCAAGGCAAAAGUUUGA